AUGGAGAAGCUGUUUGUGUUGGUCUUUGCUCUCAACCUGCUGGUCUUCUCCUCAGAGGCCUCCCCGAUUCUGACAGAAAAGCAAGCCAAGCAGCUCCUGAGGUCCCGGCGACAGGACAGGCCCAGCAAACCUGGAUUCCCUGACGAGCCCAUGCGGGAGUAUGUGCACCACCUGCUCGCCCUGGAGCACCGCGCCGAGGAGCUGUUUCUGGAACACUGGCUGAAUCCCCACUGCAAGCCUCACUGUGACAGGGACCUGGUCCACCCUGUGUAAGGACCCAGAGCCAGCUUGCAGGUUUCUAGGCAGUGAUCAGG
Molecule: messenger RNA, 314 nt
Organism: Microtus oregoni (creeping vole)
Lineage: Eukaryota; Metazoa; Chordata; Mammalia; Rodentia; Cricetidae
Gene: CUNH17orf67
Product: chromosome unknown C17orf67 homolog
Exons: 4
Coding region: 1-273 (90 amino acids)
Source: RefSeq, a predicted model, not a curated record